This is a messenger RNA of Bolinopsis microptera, 1330 nucleotides long. Its product is annotated as testis-specific serine/threonine-protein kinase 3-like. Gene Ontology annotation, molecular function: protein serine/threonine kinase activity; ATP binding. Gene Ontology annotation, biological process: protein phosphorylation; intracellular signal transduction. Gene Ontology annotation, cellular component: cytoplasm. The transcript is spliced from 7 exons. The coding region runs from base 99 to 1226 and encodes 375 amino acids. Lineage: Eukaryota; Metazoa; Ctenophora; Tentaculata; Lobata; Bolinopsidae. The record is from RefSeq and is a predicted model, not a curated record.
GUGGUCAGUUUUUACAUAGUUUGUUUCAUUAUAUUAUUCGAGUUUCAGAAAGAAAUUGUUUGUUCAAAAACGUAAAUGGGAUUAGAAACUUUGUCAAAAUGACGUCAAAAAGUGGAAAUGAAUCAGAUUCACCGACGACCUCAGAUAUUGGACUUACUUCCACUCACGUGCCAAAGCCGAGGGAGAAGAUUCCUGGGUAUAUAUUUGGAGAUGUCAUAGGAACUGGAGCUUACGCUAAAGUGAGACGAUGCUACUCCGAAAAAUUUAAAAGCCAUGUCGCUGUCAAAAUCGUCUCCAAAAAAAGUGCCCCCAAGGAUUACCUCACAAAGUUUCUGCCACGGGAGAUUCAAUGUAUCCAUAAACUGCGACAUAAGAACAUAGUGCGAGUGCUCGAAAUAUUGGAAACAGAAAGAAGUAUGUACAUUGUAAUGCAAGAAGCUGAAAAGGGCGACCUCCUCGAUUUCAUCAACGCCAAUCAAAGGAAAAUCGCCGAAAAUGAUGCCAAAGCUUAUUUUCAACAGAUUUUGGAGGCUGUGGAGCACUGUCACGUUAAAAAUAUUGUCCACAGGGAUCUGAAAUGCGAAAACAUCUUAUUCGACAAAGACAUGGUAAUAAAGUUGUCUGAUUUCGGAUUUGCCCGAACUAUUAACCCUGAGAGUGUCCAAUUAAAAACACACUGUGGCUCCCUUGCCUACGCUGCCCCCGAAAUAGUAAAAGGAAAGGACUAUGAUGGCCGCAUCUCUGACGUUUGGAGUUUGGGAGUUGUUUUAUUCGCGAUGGUGAAUGGAAAACUUCCAUUCAAUGACACAAGUGUGAAAAACUUGCUAGCCGCCAUCAACAAAGGAAUUACGUUUCAAUCAAACGUUUCAGAAGCGUGUCGGGACCUGAUCACGGCGAUGUUGAUGACGGACUGCGCAAGAAGGGCAAAAAUAAAAGAUCUGCUAAAGCACUCCUGGUUCGACCCUGACGCCUCAUCGACAUACAGAAACUGUCCAACUCCGUCCCCUAGAGAGGGUGCUGUUGCACGCGACGAAAAACAUUUUAUCAAGACCCCCAACCCAUCCCCGAUGAACACACCAAGAGGGACCCCUGAGUACCAGCAGCCAAUGGAUGUUACCCCCGGCACUUCCCCUUGCAGUACCCCUGGACCUUAUACAACUGCUGACGAGGGCUCCGGAGAGUUUACAGGUCCAGCAAGCGAAAAAAUGUCAGUUCAAGAAGUCUAAGGUCGGCUUAUGUAAAGACUAAAAAGAUUUUAGAACGGAGAAGACUUCCUCGCAUCACAUCUAUACCAUAUUUACAGAUUUUAGUUUUUGAAAAUCUACAGUGA